UUUAUGUGUUGUGGAGAUAAUUAACCAAAGAAUCAACCCAAGACAGGAAUCAAAACAAAAUCAAAUAAUCCUGGAUAAAAAAAGGAUAUCAAAGUUGUAAUGCUUGGGGAUAAGGCUGUAGGAAAGAGUUCAAUUGCAACGAGAUUCUGUUUUGAUAAGGUAUAUAAACCCAUUAAAAUAUAAUAGUUUCAAUCAGAAUAUGAAAUUACAAUUGGUGGUGUGUAUAAUAGCGUUGAAUUAACAGUGAAAGGUAUUUGAAAUAGAUUAAUUAUGGAUAGGUUAAAACUUAAAGAUUCAUUUGUGGGAUACUGCAGGGGAAGAGAAAUUUAGAUCUCUACUUUCCCUGUAUUAUAGAGAUGCAAAUAUAGCUAUAAUUGUGUAUGACAUUACACAAAGUGAAACCUUUUAAUCGGUUUCAAUUUGGUUGAAAGAAUUGGAAGAAAAGAUAUAAAAGGAUGGUAAGAAUGACUUCCAUAAUUGAGGAAUGGCUCUGGCUUUAGUGGGCAAUAAGUGCGAUUGCUUGGAAUCGGAAAGAAAAGUGUCAAAAGCUAUGGCUGUUGAUUUUGCAAAGUAGAAUGGUAUGUUAUUCUAUGAAACUUCUGCCAAAACAGGAGAAGGUGUAAAGAAUUUAUUUUAACAAUUAAUUGAGACAUAUGUAACAGAGAAGAUGUGA
Messenger RNA from Paramecium octaurelia, 673 nucleotides. The record is from the annotation of a GenBank genome assembly. Lineage: Eukaryota; Ciliophora; Oligohymenophorea; Peniculida; Parameciidae.